This is a messenger RNA of Boeremia exigua, 2492 nucleotides long. RefSeq names its product fungal-specific transcription factor domain-containing protein. The record is from RefSeq and is a predicted model, not a curated record. The transcript has 4 exons. Gene Ontology annotation, biological process: positive regulation of transcription by RNA polymerase II. Gene Ontology annotation, molecular function: DNA-binding transcription factor activity, RNA polymerase II-specific; zinc ion binding; transcription cis-regulatory region binding. Lineage: Eukaryota; Fungi; Ascomycota; Dothideomycetes; Pleosporales; Didymellaceae. Gene Ontology annotation, cellular component: nucleus. The coding region runs from base 32 to 2386 and encodes 784 amino acids.
GGAGAUCGAGAACGGGGUGUUGGUAUGAUGCAUGUCCGUCACAUUAGUCUGCACUAAUCGCUUAUACAGGCCUUGUAAAGCGCGCAAAGUCAAAUGCGGAGAGGAAAAGCCAAAUUGUCUGAAUUGCGAACGUCAAGGCGAGCCAUGCGACUACAACAUUAGACUUAACUGGGGCGGACGUACGAAGCGUGACCCAUCAGCUUCGGGUUCAACCGCAUCGAGCACCGGAUCCGCCAGUCCAUACAUGUCGACUUUCUCGUUUGGGGACGAUGCAUCGCAGUGGUACCCACCAACCCUGGAUCCAUCAAAUCCCGGAAGCCAACAUUCUCAUUCUUUGUCGCGUAGUUCCCCCCCUCGAUCAGGGCCUACCGCUGUCGACCCUGAGUUGGUCAGACUAGGUCAGUCUGAACUACAUCGACUCGGAAGUAGUCUGGAAUAUCAGCAAGACCAUUUCAAUCAGACCGUAAAUGGACUACCAGUAUCCCCAGCACCCUUCCAACAGACUCAAUUUCAGACCCCUUUCGAGUUCUCAUCUCUAUCGACCUCUGCCUUUGAAGCUCUUGCAUACAGCAAUGUUGGAUUCAGCUCUGUCAAUGCAGAUGCACCUCUUUCACCCCCAUCGAUGCUCCCACCAAGGGGGUCUGCAGAAUCGAUGUAUAAGCGCCACAAGUCAAGUCAUUCAGCAGGAUCCCCUGCAACAACCCUCUCGGAUGCACAAUCGCCAUAUACAGGUCCGCCUACACCCUACAACCCCUUUGUUACCAUGCCGUUGACUCCGAACUCUUCAGUAGGCUCUGAAGAACCAACCGUGCGCUCUUCAACAGACCACCAAAGUCCGGCAUACCCACCUCCGGAUCUACGACGCUUAUCAGUACAGUCGCUCGUCAACAGCACGAAUGGUAGUAGUCUACAUGAGUGUAACUCUGAAGGCGAGUCAAGGCGAAGAUAUCCGGUCAUGGACUCUGUGUCGACAACCUACGGAUACGACAUGGGCCUACCAGACUUUGACACACCCAGAAACAAAGACGAUUCUGCGAUAGCCAUCUUUAGUCCACCAAUCGGCAGAAGGGAGAUCAGUGAAGACUUUCCUUUUGUUGAAGCAGAGCCUCGCACUCGAGACAUGGCUUUCGGCAAAGGUGGGUACUACGUCAAACCAGUCCAGAUACGGAUACCAAAAUCGUUGGAACCACUACCGCCACUGCUGAUGGAAAACAAGAUGAACCUUCUUUACUUUCACCACUUUAUCAACCAUACAGCCCGCAUCCUUGUGCCACAUGACUGCGAGAGGAACCCUUUCCGUCAGAUUCUGCCAGAGAUGGCUGUACGCGAUGAUAAUAUCAUGAACCUUCUGUUGGCCUACAGUGCUUCACAUCGCGCCCGAAUGCUCAACCAGCCUGAGCCCUCCAACCGUAUCGCGGUAUGGGUACAAGACGUUUUCCCGAAACUGCGCCAAUCACUCACAGAAAACCCCAACAACAUAUCCAAUAGCACAUUAGCUGCUGUAAUCAUGAUGGCAAGCCUGGAGAUCAUCGCGUCCAACACAUUUGAGGUCCCCAUCUCUUGGCAAAGCCACCUUCAAAUGGCUCGACAAAUGGUUAUGGCACGAGGUGGUCCCCAAGGUGUAGACAGACAAGAUCGUGUUGCCUACUUCCUUUCUCGCUGGUUUGCUUACCUCGACGUCCUCGGCUCACUUAGCGGCAACAAGACCGACACACCACUCGGUUCGUUCUACUGGUCAUCAGAAAACGCAUCCGCCGACGAAGAAUUCGAAAUCGAUUGCCUGAUGGGCUUCACGAACCGCUGCGUCGGCAGCCUCGCGCGCAUCUCAGAACUCGCAAAACUGUGCGAGCCGUUGCGCAUCGACGACGACGGGAAUAUCAGAGACGCCUGGCAGCCCGGCCCGGACAUCUACGCCACCGCCAUGCACAUCCGCAACGAGCUUGAAGAGGGCUUGUCUGACCGCCACAUCCACAAGGGCUGCAAUCACCGCCACGACUCGACCGCCGAGUCCGAGGGCGCCUGGGACGCCACCGAGAUCUACGCCACUAACGAGAUGUUCCACUGGGGAGGCCUGGUGCAUCUAUACCGCCGCGUAUUGGGCAAGCCAGCCACAGACCCGGAAGUGCAGAAUGCGAUCCGUGAGAUUGUCGAGCUGUUGUAUAAAGUACGGCGAGGCAGCUCGGCGGAAGCGUGUUUGCUAUUCCCUAUGUUUGUGGCUGGAUGCGAUGCGCAGGACGAAGGGCAAAGGGAGAAGAUUAUGGAUCGGCUGAGGGGGGUGGAAGGCUUUGGCAUGACGCAGAUUGACAGGGCAAAGUGUCUCAUGCAGCAAGUUUGGGAGACUGGGAAGCCGUGGGAGUCGCUUGUGAGCGGUGAAUUUUUUGGGUAGUUCUUGUGGUGUCGUUUUGGCUGACUUCAAUGGUUGGGUUCAAAUUGGAGGGCAGUAUGCUCUCGCGUCCUGCAUAGUGUGCUGAGACGACGUACGAAAAGCCUCU